Blepharisma stoltei is the source of this 1344-nucleotide messenger RNA. NCBI's taxonomy places the organism in Eukaryota, Ciliophora, Heterotrichea, Heterotrichida, Blepharismidae. The record is from the annotation of a GenBank genome assembly.
AUGGAAGUGAAAAGUUAUAAAUGGUUCCUCACUCAAUUAGUCAAUAGAAAAUCCCAUUUGAAAAUCCUAGAAGCCGGAAUAUGCAGGGGCGAUAAGCUAUCUGAUUGAUUUUGCACUGAUCUUAACGGCGUAGUAAUAAAAAAACCAACAAGAAUAAUAAAUCGCACUAAAUAUUUGCUUACUCACUUUCUGAAUACUCGAGUCCCUAUACUAGAGCAGUACACUCCAGAUAGAGUUAUCUGCUAUUUAUAUCACACAGAUGGCAAACGAAUUGUCCUUGCAAAAGAAAUUGUCGAGCUUGCCGACAAUCAGCUUCAUGGACUCCAAGUGAGAAGUAUCCAUAUGGCGCUGCCAACAACUAAAUCUACAGAUAAAAUUUACAAAAUAAAAGCUUGGAACGAACAAGGCGAAUUACACACAGAGCUUUUGUCAGGAAAAUUUACCAAGGAGUUUGGAGAAACAGUCCGUGAUGUAAUAGUUUCUGAAAAAGCUAUGUGGCUUACAAUGUAUAUUACAGAAACUGUAUAUCACACUUGUAACCAGUUUAUUGAGUCAUUGAAAUAUGAUAUGAUUGUUGACCAAACCUCACAGCUUCACCUAUUAAAUAUAACUGAACUGACUUUUCAUAAAGAAAUAGCGCCGAGUGCGAAUAAUGACUUUUGGCUAAGGAAGAAAACGUUUUUGAGGUCAAUGCCAGAAGAGGAAACUUCAGAAGACUUGACUGAUGAAGAUGAGCAUGAACAAGAGCAAUCACCAAAAAAAAUGCCAUUAAUUGCUUAUGUUUUAAAAGAUUUCACUAAGAAAACUAGAGUUGACCAGAACAGAUUUAAAAUCAGUCUGGAGAGGGAGCAAAAACAAAACAGCCCAACAUUUUUGAAUAUGAUUGCAAAUACAAUUGAUAAAGAAAGACAAAAAGCUUUUAAUGCUGAGAGGAUUGCGAAGAGCAGAAUUGGAGCUCAUAAGCAACAAAGUUUUAUAAAGAGAAGGGCUUUUCAUUUAAAUUCCUUUAAAACUUCAAGCCGGCCAUCUCCUGAAUAUCAGACUAUAUCGAACUUCAAAGAUUUAUUAUUUUAUUUAGAAAAAACUCGUCCAAGGAAUUGAAUUAAAGACAAACCAAAAGAUUUGGAAUUUAUCCCUUGUCUAGAUAAAGGAGGAAUUACAACUGAAAGACACUCCACAAAUGCAAGCGAAUUUAGUUCCCCAUCGUCAGCAGCCAGACACAGAAAAACCCAAUCAACAAAUACCCUUUUAAAGCCUGGAGAUGCUUUAAAGCUUUGACUUACGAAAGAAGAAUCCCGUUUAAAGGCAAAACACUCCAAAGCUUCAUCACCCAUACCGAUUUAA